Cotesia glomerata is the source of this 2091-nucleotide messenger RNA. RefSeq names its product basic helix-loop-helix transcription factor amos-like. The coding region runs from base 964 to 1746 and encodes 260 amino acids. The record is from RefSeq and is a predicted model, not a curated record. Lineage: Eukaryota; Metazoa; Arthropoda; Insecta; Hymenoptera; Braconidae. Gene Ontology annotation, molecular function: protein dimerization activity. The transcript has 3 exons.
AAAUUUAAAUUUUACAAAUUAAUCAAAACGAAUCAACAAUAAAACCUAAGUGCGUAAAAAGUAAUGCAAAAUCAUAACCAGCUUAAAUUGAAAAUAAAUCAUGUGUCGAAUUGAACCUGUGCGAAGCCUGAAUGAGGUGCGAAUGGUUAGCAUCCACCGAGCUCGGACUGUUGAUACUUAACUUGUAUGAACUCGAGUUUCAUCAGCUGGCACCCGGUGAAACUCCCUCGACUUAGGAUUUUAUUUUUGUAGUGUCUCAUCAGCCUGCUCGAGGUAACGUCUUCCCCUAUCCUCCGAGUCUUUUUCUCAAAAAAAAGCUUUUUUUCCGACUCACGGCUCCCCACGCGUCAGACACGUGUGCAGGUAUGCGAGACCAACCAGCUAAGCAAUCAAGUACCAGGGAACAAUCUAAUGAAGGUAAAAGGUACGAGAGCGAGGGAGUCGAACACAUAUACUGUUCGGAUCAAAGUGCCACUUGCCAUUGACGAGAAGGGUAACCGGCGAGGAAAAGGGAGACGAGGCACGGAUAGAGGGGGGGGAGUGUGGUUUUAUAUACAUUUAAAGUUAACUUACAUUUAGGCAUAAGUCGGGUCUCCCUCUACUCCAGCUACUCCAGAAAACCCGGGCAGGAGCACCAGGUGCACGUUAUCUAGGGAUGAGCACGAAAUGAGGUGGGACCAUAUGUUGAUGCAUUGGAGAACGCCCUGGCACGCGCCACACUCAAACUCGAGCCUUUGCCGAGCGAGGACGAGCUCUCUCUUCUCUUAUCUUGUAUUUAUUGUUGAUUUAAUUUUUACAACUAUUUAUUCCGAUAAAUAACUUCGUGGUUUGGUGAUAAAUGUCCCUGUGAUGUGCAUCGAAUGAUUUUUUACCCGCCGGAGGACAUUCUUCGCGCGGGUAAUCGGUAAAAAAAAAAAUAAAAGUGCGAAAAUAUUGGUAUUACACGAUAAUUGACCACCGACAAUGGCGCUCCUGUCAAAUCAAGGAAUCUAUCAUCAAUCAACGGACAUGAUCAACAAUUACCAGACGGGAAAUCGAUCCUACGGAGAUCCGCUCUAUCCAUCACCGUACAACUCUCCAGACUACGACAAUUUGCCAGGCUACAGAGAACAUUACACCGCGAAUCUUGAAGUAAAUGUUAAUAAUCUUACGCCGAGGAGGGAUUUAGAAAACAUCGAGUUCCCCAGUGAUCAAUGUCAUGAGUAUGCUAAAACUCCAGAGGGAUAUGAAAGAGAGCCUUACGGUGUUCUUACACCUUUAACACCACAGAAAUUUGUAACUCAUGGAUCUGUUGAACAUAUCACGUCACCAAGAUCAACACUAUAUGAAGACAACUCAAUGGAGUGUCAGGUACCUGUUUAUUGCUACGAGACACCACCACAAGAACCCAGAUACCUUAUUGACAAUGACACGUGUCAACGGAGCAGUACUGACGCAAGGAAAAAUUAUUGGGAACCUGUUGCAAGUCAGGUCCAAGACUCGCCAACUUCAAGCCCCAGAAGAGGAAGAAGAAGGUCCCGAAAUGUCCCUCCGUCGCCCAGUAUCGUAAAACGCCGACGAUUGGCGGCAAAUGCCAGAGAAAGACGUCGUAUGAACGGACUUAAUGACGCAUUUGAUAAAUUACGCGAAGUGGUGCCCAGUUUUGGCGCAGACCACAAAUUAAGUAAGUAUGAAACGCUCCAGAUGGCGCAGAGUUACAUCGUUGCGCUCUGCGAAUUGUUGGAGCAACACGACGGUAAAGUUUGAGGCUUCUAGGAAAAUUUAUACGUUUAUAUUUUUAUAUAAAUAGAUAUAUUUAGUUUUGUACUAAUAGUAAAUAGAAUAUAAUUUUUAAAAAUCCGUUGAUUUAUCGUAAUUUAAGUAGCUGAUUAAAAUGGCGUUGGCGAAGCGCAAGAGUCUCUAAACUCUCACGCGGGAGUUCGGGGUUCGAAUCCCGGCGGCGGUCGAAUAAAAAAAUGUAUAUUUAGUUAAUUAUUUGUUAAUUUGCAUGUGAUUAAUUUAUAAAUUUUUUUUAAUUAUUUAUUAAUUAAUAAUUAAAAACAAACGGCUAAAAAUCCAAAGAGUGUGAAAAUCAAAAUACUCGGCGCUUUA